This is a messenger RNA of Jatropha curcas, 1151 nucleotides long. The record is from RefSeq and is a predicted model, not a curated record. NCBI's taxonomy places the organism in Eukaryota, Viridiplantae, Streptophyta, Magnoliopsida, Malpighiales, Euphorbiaceae.
UGCUAAUAUUAUGUGUUUCAUUCCUUGCCGCAUUUACAGAACAAAUAAAAGAGGAACAUAUAGAACAAUAUAUACAUAAAAGUCAGGUGGCAAAGAGGCCCUUCAGUUAUUCUCAUUCACUGUGGAUUAUGCUGUAGUUCAGGAACUGCCAUGGCAAUAAAAUCUUACCAAGAUCAGGCAGAGCUGCUGCUGAAGGAAUAUUUGCUAGCUGAUUCUUUUAUACCAUACACUUCUAUUAUUGUUGGCAUUUUUUCUUGCAAGAUGGUUUAUGAUCUUACCCGAUUCUUCAGUGCUGUUUAUUUCAAGAGCUAUUCCAACCUUACAAAAAUGCAACGUAUUGAAUGGAAUAACCGGGCCAUAUCCACUUUGCAUGCCAUUUUCAUCACAGUUAUAUCAUUGUACUUAGUAUUUUGCUCCAAACUCUUUUCUGAUAGUCAUGCUGGUCUUAUCACAUUUCAAAGUUCUUCACUGUCCACUUUUGCGCUGGGGGUUUCUGUUGGUUACUUCAUUGCUGACCUCGGGAUGAUUAUCUGGUUUUAUCCUUCUCUUGGUGGGAUGGAAUAUGUGAUUCAUCAUCUUCUUUCCAUGAUAGCUGUGGCAUAUGCUAUGUUGACUUCGGAAGGGCAGCUUUAUACUUACAUGGUUCUUAUAUCUGAGACAACUACCCCUGGGAUCAAUUUGAGAUGGUAUCUUGAUAUAGCUGGACUGAAAAGGUCUAGAGCAUAUCUCAUAAAUGGGGUAGUAAUAUUCUUGGCUUGGCUGGUUGCUAGGAUUCUCCUGUUUAUAUAUCUUUUUUACCAUGUCUACUUGCACUACGAUCAGGUGAAGCAAAUGCACAAAUUUGGGAUUCUAUUGGCACUAAUUGUGCCAGUAGUUUUGUCUGCCAUGAACUUGAUAUGGUUUUGGAAGAUUAUCAAGGGACUGAAAAAGACAUUAACUAAGAGGCAUUAGCAAGGAGAAACUGAGGAAUAUUUCAAUUGGUGUUUGCUCGGGCAUAUCCUAUGCAUUCUCUCCUUCAUAUUGAAGCUUGUAAAUGAUUUUUGAUAAUCGUUUAGUGCAAAACUAUAUUUUUCUUGGAUUAGCUUCUACUGUAACAUUUGCAUGUACGUAUAUUAUAUUUGACCACGGUAAUAAAUACUUCCAUUCCAAAA